UGUGUUCUGUGGGUGUAAUGUUUACGUGACGCCAGCACGGAAAACCCCUUUAUUGAGUCACUUUGGAAGCUGGAAUUUACCGAAAGAAUCGUGUAGACUGGAAUGUGAAUGGAUGUGUUUUGAUGUUGACCGUGCAAUGUUUGUGCAGUUUGUGCUAUACUGUGGCUCAAUCAAUUUUGGUGCGGUGUUAGUGGAUGACUCCCAAUGUCCUAAGCAGAUGACGGCAAAAAAAAGCUAAUCCUAAACAUAUGGCAUUAUCUGUAGACAUAUUUUGACACAAUCCUUCGCCGUAGAACGCGCCAAAAGGCGGCAAAACGUAAAUAAAACAUCGCACAACAGCAGCUUUUAAUAUUUCACACGAUGAGCAGCACCAAUGCGGCGAAGAAAAGCGUGAAGAAAAACCACGCACCGGAGCAGGUGUCGGUGAGUGAAGAUACGGACAGUUCGGUUGAUGAAACGGUCUCGUCGGGAGUGGAUAAUGAAUCAAAACACAAGCAAGCAGUUUCCGGCAGUACCAGUGUGCGUCGAUCGUUGCGAAUUACGUCUCCGAAUGUGCGCUACUCGAAGGACUACGUGACGAGCGAAAGGACACCGAAGCGGCGUGAGGUUAGAGCGGUUAGUUCGACCGACAGCGAGGAUGAUUCAAUCCCAUCAUCGACGGGUGACGAGAACGGGGACCAUGAGGACAGUUUGGAGAUGCUGAACAAUAAGGUUGCGGCAACAACGUUGUUCGAAGCGCAGAAGGAUGUGCCCGGGACCGGUCUCUACGGUUUCCAGACGCCCAAGAAACGAGGAUCGAUGAGCGCACUGGCCCAAGCAUGCAGCGCUACCCGUACGCCACGCUCGCCCGGAUGCUUCAAUCCGGUUCCGAAGACGCCGAUGCAUUUGCGCAAGCAGAACAAGAAAGAUUUGUCGAAAGCACUGCAAGCUUCUUUAAGGGAAGAUUUCUCCGCCAGUGAGAGCGAUUUCGAACCAUCCGAUGAGGAGGAUAAUUCGGAAGCGAGCGAGGAUGAGGAGGAGGAAGAGGAGGAUGCGGCUACCGACUCUUCCAGUGAUGAGCAUUCGGCAAAGGGACGCUUCCCUUCUGCUGGGCGUAAUGCUGUGCCACUAACGCCGAAGGUUCCGGUUCCGGUCAAGCCACAACCAUCCACCAGCGGAAGCCAAACGCCAGCCAGAACACGCACCACGCGAACCAAAGCGACCAGAACCACUGCCAACGAGCAGUACUUCGUCGAAAGCGACAACUACUUCUCGGCGUACAGCAACACCAAAACCGUCACGUCGGACCACACGCUCGACCGGCUCGGUACGCCUCGACUAGCGCCGGAUGUAUUGCACCGGUUGCUGCAGGAAACCAAUGCUUCCAGCGAACAUGCCGCCGCCAUACAGGAGAUGCUAACCGAUCACGAACAGCACUUUGAGCGUUGGCUGUUUCUGCUGAACGAAGGCUUUAGCGUGCUACUGUACGGACUUGGUUCGAAACGUUCGCUGCUGCAAUCGUUUCACCAUAGGGUGUUGGCUGACCGGCCAGCCGUAGUAAUCAACGGAUUCUUCCCGGCACUGACCGUGAAGGAUGUGCUGGACGCGGUGGCAAACGAUUUGCUCGAUCUGCAGCUGCAAACGGCCGUCCACCAUGAAACGAUCGAUGAGAUCGAGCUCGAGCUGUCGCUACAACCGGACCUGCACAUAUUUCUGCUCGUGCACAAUCUCGACGGUGCGGCAAUGCGGAACGGGCGCAUGCAGUCCACGUUAAGCCGGCUGGCUAGCAUCCCGAACCUGCACCUUAUCGCCACCGUCGAUCACAUCAAUGCUCCGCUGCUCUGGGACGCCUCGAAGCUCGGGCUGUACAACUUUUGCUGGUGGGACGUCACCACCAUGCUGCCGUACAGCGUCGAGACGGCGUUCGAGAACUCCCUGCUGGUGCAGGGCGGUGGUGCGUUGGCCCUAUCGUCGAUGAGCAGCGUGUACGCGUCGCUUACGGCCAACGCCCGAGGCAUCUUUAUGGUGAUCGUGAAGUAUCAGCUAGCCAACAGUGGACCCACCAACCCGAACUAUGCCGGGAUGCAGUUUAAGGAUCUGUACUGGUCCUGCCGGGAAGCGUUCUACGUUAGCAGCGAUAUUGCGCUGAGGGCUCAGCUGACCGAGUUUACCGAUCAUAAGCUGCUGCGGAUCAAGCGCUCGUUGGACGGGUCGGAAUACCUAACGAUUCCAAUCGAGCACGGUUUGCUGAAGAAGUUCGUCGAUGAAACGGCGAUGAAGUUGUAGAAGGUAUUGCCUGUUUUUAGUAUCUAGAUUUCCUACACGCUCAUUCAUUGUGUUUCUUUGUUUUUAUCCAAACCCAGUGCUCAUCAAUUUAUUUCUAUCAGUGUAAUAAAACAAACAUUUUCUACAAAUUUAAUAACAUUCGGUAGACUCAACAAA
Messenger RNA from Anopheles stephensi (Asian malaria mosquito), 2421 nucleotides. RefSeq names its product origin recognition complex subunit 2 (gene Orc2). Gene Ontology annotation, molecular function: DNA replication origin binding. Bases 361 to 2265 code for a protein of 634 amino acids. The record is from RefSeq and is a predicted model, not a curated record. Gene Ontology annotation, biological process: DNA replication. NCBI's taxonomy places the organism in Eukaryota, Metazoa, Arthropoda, Insecta, Diptera, Culicidae. Gene Ontology annotation, cellular component: nuclear origin of replication recognition complex; nucleus. The transcript is spliced from 4 exons.